UCCUCUCCUCUCUCUCACUUCCAAACGGGGCUUGACGCCAUCACCAUGUCCCAGUGCCCGUUCCCGAGAACCCACUCUCAAUUGCCGCUGCUACUGAGGGCGUAGGAAAUGCUCCUUUGGCCCUUUUCUCCGUCUCACCCACUGUGCCACCAUCACACGAAUGACAAGUUAUACGGGGAGCCAAGCUCCAAGCAGGCUUCAACAGUCUCCAUCCAAGUCCAGCAUCUGGCUCAAAAAACAAGCACCCCUGGUGGCCGACCCUCCUCUCACCUCCACUUUUGUUGGCUCCUUUACCCGGAGAGGGAAGACAGAGGUCGAGAGUCUGGCCUAUCACAUAUCCAAUUCACUAGCGGCGGCGCGCCACUGGUUUUGGCUCGCCUCGGUCUAGUCCGGGGGGAGGCGUCCUCUCUCUCUCUCUCCUCGAUUCCAUCCUCGUCCUAGUCUUCUCACCCCCAGCAGUCUGCAGAUAGGCGCCCCCCCUCAAGGAUGAUACGGAUACAACGUUUGUGAUGAAAUUGCUCCGUCCCUAAUAAUGUUAUGUUCCUUAUUUAAUAUUCCCGCCCCGUCCACCUGGCCUCACUCCGGACUUCCCUUCCCUUCUCUCUCCCUUCCAUCCCGUUAAUAAGCGUCCGCCAAUCCACUGUUCACCAACAGCUUAUUCCGUCCUCGACAAACCUAAUUAUACACUCUGGUUCGUCAAGCCAUUCGCUACAAGUCCUAGGACUGCUUCACUCGUUGGACAACAUACAUCUAUACACACACGCAUAUUUACCCAGUCGCUCUCGAUAAAACACUACGCAAUAGUCGACUUGACCCGUCAACCCAACCAGCAUUCGCAAUGAAGUUCUUCUACCCCCUCGCUCUGGCUCUCGCCGCCGUCGUCGCGGCCCAGGACGACCAGUGUGACGCCGCCAACAUCGUCACGGCCUGCUUAGACAGUGAGACCGACAAGGUCACGGCCUGCGACCCCACCGACUACGACUGCCAGUGCGCCGCCUACCAGGCUGUGGCCACCUGCUACAACAACUGCCCCAACGACGCCCGCGCUGUGCCCGCCCAGCAGCAGGUGACUAUCUACUGCCAGCAGGCCUCCAUCCACGGCUCCGCCGCCCAGCGCAAGACCCAGACCGUCGCCUCCGCCACCGGCUCCGCCACCAACGCCGCCGCCUCCAACUCGGCUUCCCCCACCGCCGCGACGCGCACCGCCGCCGACGAAGCUGCCUCAACCGCCGCCUCCUCUUCGACCGCCACCAGCACCCCCAACAUGGGCGUUGGCCAGCUCGCCCGCAACACCGGCGGCGUCCUCCUCGCCGUCGCUGGUGUCGUCGCUGCUGUCCUGUAAGCGUAAAAAAAGAAAGAAAAAAGGACAGUUUUCAAGACGAAACUCCCGCAUGGUGUUUACGUUGCGAGAAAAAGAGAAGGAGAGAGAUGCCUCAAGACAGAAUUCAUGUUCAUUCUAGCGUUAACGGUACGGACGAAGCUAAGCAAUAUUUGGGAUUUCCGAUCAAUGGGGACUGUGUAUUUUCUCCCCCCCCCCUCGCAUUUUCAAGGCAACAGGGCAAAGCGAAGGCUCAUUGGAGUUGGCCCAGGAAAGAGGGAAAACCUUACAUGUCUGUGCGUGUACAUGGUUUUUUAAUCUUUGUAAUUACCUAAUUCCAAGCACUUCAUGGCUGUCUCAUGAAGCUCAUGAAGUGAAAAUACAACAAGAAAGAUGGAUGGUCCAACCCCC
Colletotrichum destructivum is the source of this 1729-nucleotide messenger RNA. RefSeq lists its product as uncharacterized. The transcript has 2 exons. The coding region runs from base 839 to 1342 and encodes 167 amino acids. Lineage: Eukaryota; Fungi; Ascomycota; Sordariomycetes; Glomerellales; Glomerellaceae. The record is from RefSeq and is a predicted model, not a curated record.